Molecule: messenger RNA, 1530 nt
Organism: Rhodofomes roseus
Lineage: Eukaryota; Fungi; Basidiomycota; Agaricomycetes; Polyporales; Fomitopsidaceae
Product: cytochrome P450
Exons: 11
Coding region: 1-1530 (509 amino acids)
Molecular function (GO): monooxygenase activity; heme binding; oxidoreductase activity, acting on paired donors, with incorporation or reduction of molecular oxygen
Source: RefSeq, a predicted model, not a curated record
AUGUCUUUCCAGCUCAUGAUAUACUCACUCGCUGCCUUCACUGUGCUGUACAUCGUGUGCGCACUGCUAUUCGGUAGUGAUAGACGCUUGUCCGGCAUCCCUUCUGUCGGCGGGCCCUCACUCCCGGUCUUCUCCUACAUAGGAGUCAUACGAUCUCUUGCCAACGCCCCUAGCAUUAUUCACGAAGGUUACACGAAGCAUAAAGGCAGAUCCUUCAAAUUCGCAGAAGCCGGUCAUUGGCGCGUGCUCCUCACUUCCCCGGAAGCAGUCGAGGAGCUUGCGCGCGCGCCGGAAGACGUGCUAUCAUUUCCCGCAGCAGCGAACGACUCGAUACAGGUUGAAUACACCCUGGGCCCGAACAUCGCGCGCGACGCGUACCACAUCCCACUCAUCCGCAAUCAGCUUGUGCGCAACGCCCCACGGAUGAUGGACGAUAUCCGGGAUGAAGUCGUGUGCGCAUUUCGUGACGAGAUGCAACCCCGCGAUGGUUGGAUUAGCGUGCAGCUGAAGGAUGUAAGUGCGCACAUCGUGUGCCGGGUCAUUAACCGCGUCUUCGUCGGCCUCCCAUUGUGUACGGACCCCGACUACCUAGCGGUUAACACGGGAUUCAUGAUGAAUGUCGUCCUAGGUGGCGCUCUCAUCAAGCUCUUCCCUUCAUUCCUGAAGCCAUUUGUCGCGAAAUUCUGCACGAACAUUCCUGCAAGCAUUGAUCGUGUCGUCCGACACUUGGAGCCGAUCAUCACAGAACGUCUGCGUGUAUCUGCUGAGGGGAGAUUGGGCGGUCAAAAGGAGGGGAAUGGUCCUAACGACAUGUUGCAAUGGCUCAUUGAGAGCGCGCCAGAUGGGCCUGAGCGGACGGUCCCUGCACUCGCCUUGCGCGUCCUGGUGGUCAACUUUGCCGCGCUCCAUACUACGUCUACCAUGCUCACACAUACACUAUAUUACCUCGCCGCCCAUCCGGAACACGCCGCGUUCCUCAGGGACGAAGUCGAGCGGGUUGUGCAGGACGAGGGCUGGAGUAAGGCCGCACUGGGGAACAUGCGCCUCGUCGACAGUUUCCUGAAGGAAGUUGGGCGCGUCACUGGCCUGGGUGCGAUAUCCGUGAAUCGGAAAGCGCUUCAGGACUUCACCUUCUUGGACGGCACGUUUGUCCCCAAAGGAACCUUCGUAGCUGCCGCCGCUCGGCCUAUUCACUGGGACGAGGAACACUAUGCCAACCCCGAGGCUUUUGAUCCGUGGCGUUUCGCCAACAUGAGUAAUCGGAACUUCAAGACGGCAGCGAGUGAACAACUGGUCAAGACAAACGAUCACUAUCUGUUGUUUGGACAUGGUCGGCAUGCAUGUCCUGGUCGCUUCUUUGCAGCGACACUGCUGAAGUUGAUACUCGCACACGUCGUCACCACGUACGACGUCAAAUUCGCGGAUAGCAUGGACGCUCAUGCCGUACCGCCACCAACGUGGGUCUCGGUGUCGAUGAUUCCGAACCGCAAGGCGAAAGUGCUGUUCUGCGAGAGGCGUUCCAAGCACUAA